Boleophthalmus pectinirostris (great blue-spotted mudskipper) is the source of this 2275-nucleotide messenger RNA. RefSeq names its product Fc epsilon receptor IgFc epsilon receptor Ig (gene fcer1g). Gene Ontology annotation, cellular component: Fc-epsilon receptor I complex. The record is from RefSeq and is a predicted model, not a curated record. Bases 131 to 400 code for a protein of 89 amino acids. Lineage: Eukaryota; Metazoa; Chordata; Actinopteri; Gobiiformes; Gobiidae. The transcript is spliced from 5 exons. Gene Ontology annotation, biological process: cell surface receptor signaling pathway. Gene Ontology annotation, molecular function: IgE receptor activity.
AGCGAGCUGCGCAGUGACGCUGGAGGUGCGCGGGUAGAAGAGCCAGAGUCGGCGUCAGAACCUAACACUCGUCCUCUUCGCCCUCAGUCCGCUCGGAGUGCCCCUCGAUCGCUCAAUCCAGUGUCCAAGGAUGGGGCGCCCCGGUCCUUUAGCCCUCGUUCUCCCUCUGUGGAUGUGCUUCGGGAGAGCAGCUGCCGGUCUUCAUGAACCUCAGAUCUGUUACGUUCUGGAUGGCAUCCUCUUCCUGUACGGACUCGUGCUCACCACCCUCUACUGCCGGCUCAAGAUCAUCAGUUGUAAGAAGGGAACAGCCGCAAAACCAAAAGGCACUGAAGAAGGAAUCUACUCGGGUCUGACUCAACCUGCGGAUACGUACGAAACUAUCGGCAUGAAGACCUAAACACACACACACACACACACACACAAACACACACACAACACACACACAAACACACACACACAAAUACACACACAAACACACAAAAAACAAAUACAAAACUAUCGGCAUGAAGACCUAAACACACACAAACACACAGAUCUUCAUAUUUUUGUUUCUGUCCGUAUUUAAAUUCAGAUUUUGUCAUAUUUUGUGGUGGUUUUUGUGCGUCUUCUGAAACUGAGAAAAUGGGAACUGGUUUGAAUAAGAGGAAACUGUAAAACACACACUUCCUUAUAUGGAAUUAUUUAGUCACUUAAGAAGCUUCAGGUUUUUUUUGUCUUAUUUUGUUGUGUGUGUUUUUAUUUCAGAAUACUGUCGCUUUUAUCACAUUAUUAUAAAUUGCAUAGUUGUAGUGCAAUUGUUGUGUAUUUUAUCUGUGUUUUGUUGUCAUGGUUCUCGAUUUCUAAACCAUAAUUAAUAAUUUAAAUCGCUCUUUAUUUAGACAGUAGAAUGUGAUUUUCAACAUUAAAUCGUCGUACUUUCUUUUAUUUUACAGUGUAAGGCCGAUACGAUACAGUGAGCUUUCGAUACGAUUCGAUAUAUUUCAACUCGAUUCGAUACCGUUCAGUAAAAAUCAAGUCUAAAUUGUGGCUGUGAAACUAAAAGUGUUUGUUAAACCCACUUCUUGUGCAAAGUUCAUAUGAAACAAAACAAAAGUGUGUCAUUUGUUUUUCAAAAUAAAACCAAAAAAAUAUAAGAAAACUAAAAAAAAACAACAAUUUCUUCAUUAUCUGUCUCCAAAACCAAAAUGAAAAAACAGAUAAUGAUUCAUUUUUUCAGUUUUCGAUUUUGUGUUUAAAUGAAGAAAGGAAAAAACACAUAACGGACUGAACCAGGACUGAACCAGGUCUAAACCAGGUCUAAACCAGGUCUAAACCAGGUCUAAACCAGGUCUAAACCGGUCUCAGUCCGAGUCUUAGGCCUCGUCUCAGUCUCAGUCCUGGUCUGGUCCUUGUCCUGGUUGAGUCCCGGUCUCAGUCCUAAACCUAGGACUAAACCAGGACUAAACCAGUCUCAGUCCUGGUCUCGGUCCUGGUCUUUAUCCUGGUCCUAUCCCGGUCUCAGUCUAGUCAAACCAGGACUGAACCAGGACUGAACCAGGACUGAACCAGGACUGAACCAGGACUGAACCAGGACUGAACCAGGACUGAACCAGGACUGUCGAGUGAUCAUCAAACUGGGACUAGACCAGGACUGAGAUCGGGACUCAGACCGGGACUCAGGCUAGGAUCAGACCGGGACUGAGACCUGGUUCAGUCCUGGUUCAGUCCUGGUUUAGUCCGUUAUCCGUCUUUUCCAUUUUUCAUUUAAACACAAAAUCGAAAACUGAAAAAACAAAUCAUUAUGUUUUUUUCAUUUUGAUUUUAGAGACAAAUAAUGAAGAAAAUAGUUGUUUUUUUUUCCAUUUUCUUAUUUUUAGUUUUAUUUUGAAAAACAAAUGAACGAAUGACACACAGAUUAAUCCUGUAAAUGUGACAAAUUUUAAUUUAAAUUCCUGCUCAAAUCAGAAUCAAGUUUUAAUAUCUAUAAGGAUCCAAUUUUCCAAGUUUUAAUUUCAAGUUUAAUCCUGUUUCGAAUCGUUUUGUUCCGGUAUUUCUUUGCACAGUUUUAGGUUUUAUUAAGCUGGAAUGUUUUUGAUUUUAUUUUGUGUUUCCAACUUUGUAAAAUUAAAAUAAAUUCAAGCUCAAUUCUGUUUUUCGCCACAAGAUGUCAGGGAAGCGAUGGAUCCGAGUUUAGCCGGAGGCGCAGGAGCAGCUUUAGGAACAACACACUGUAUUUCUGUACCAUUGUUACGAUCGCAUUUGAACUUUUGUAAUAAAAUAUUAUGUUCUUCUA